This is a messenger RNA of Diorhabda sublineata, 3385 nucleotides long. Its product is annotated as ADP-ribose pyrophosphatase, mitochondrial. The record is from RefSeq and is a predicted model, not a curated record. Gene Ontology annotation, molecular function: ADP-ribose diphosphatase activity. The transcript has 3 exons. NCBI's taxonomy places the organism in Eukaryota, Metazoa, Arthropoda, Insecta, Coleoptera, Chrysomelidae. The coding region runs from base 1103 to 1996 and encodes 297 amino acids.
AAGUGGUUGUUGUCGCUUUAAUCGCGUCGUGGUAACCUCAUGUCUUGUCAAAUUUGAUAUAUAUAAAAAAUUUAGUCAAAAAGUUUGUCAGUCAUUGUAAUCUUCAAUUGCGAUUAAAUAGUUUCCGUUUCUUCUGUUAAGUUCGUAAUACCUUUGUGUCGAAGGCGGGACGUCACAAGCUAUAUAAUUCAACAGAGUUCAUUCAAGAAAAUUGCAAACUGACCAAUCUGGUUAUAAGCGGUUUUAUAUUUGACGUUGCAUUAAUUCAAGAUGGCGCUCCAGUCGAAAUUAUAUCACGUAACUUCAUUUGACGCUUCAAGCCAGCGUCGAGCAUCAAUAUGAAAUUACACCUUUAGAACGAAAUUAUGUCAUUCGUCGAAUUCAGUGAUCGUAGCGCUACUGUUAACCUAUAGGGAACAUGUUGAGCGCUCGCUGUCAAGUGGUAAAUGAGGAGGUUAUUUUUUCUAGUUCCUUUUCAAACAAUUACGAGGUGUAUUCAUCACUCAAACACUUUUUAUGUAUGUAAAAAUUGUCAUUAUAAUUAAUGCUGUUCCAAUUAAUUUUUCUCAUCUUAAACGAAUUUUAUUUUUCUUCUAAGAAAGGUUAUAAUUUGACGUUUGAUCACAGAACACAGUCGAUUUAACAAAUUUCACUUCCGCUAAGGAAGUGGAUGAAUUAUGCUUCCGCUACCUUGCAUAAAUUAAAAGCACUCCGAUACAUAGCAUCCCCUCUAGAAGGUGUUGAGUUUGUAGCGUACGAAUGAUUCCACUAGGGUUGUAUAACAGUGGCACAACGGUUUCGUCCGCUGAAUGUGAUCAUUCUUAUCAUAUUUUGGUUUUGUUUAAAGGCAGUAAAAUACGGUAUUUUUCAUUACUGAUUAGGAUCUGCAAUCACCUGAAAGGUGAUCAUAGUUUCCUGAAAGCUCUCAUAUGUCAUUAUUCUGACUUUUCAAAAGAAUUAGGUUAAGUUUUGUCGAUAUCACUCGUAAAUAAAAGGUUAUAUUUAAUUUAAAAGGAUUUACAUUGUUUUAUUAAUAAUUGGGCAAGUAAUAUUAUCGAUCAUAUUAAAAAAAAAGUUGUGCGAAAAGCACUGGACAACAUUUAUGAAAUGGUAUAUUAUAUUUAUGUUGAUAGGCUUUAAAGAAUCCAUGUUAUUAAAAAGAAUGGUACAUACAAAGUGUAGAGGUGUUUUAUACCCCUUUAGUGAUGUAAAAAGGUUACAAAUAAAAGAUGAACAAGUGCAUUGGUCCGUUUGUGUAGGUGAUUAUGAUCCUCCAGAGUACAAUUCAAAAGCUCUUGUGAACAAACCAUGGGCGGAUCCUCCUAUUGAAGACAAAAGUUUUAAACCUAAAUGGAACGAACUUGAUGGUGAUAUAAAUAGAAAAAGUCACACAGGUACUUACAGAAUUGUUAAUGGUAGACCGCUGAAUCCUGAAGGAAGAACGGGUAUUAAAGGGAGAGGAAUCUUAGGAAAAUGGGGACCUAAUCAUGCAGCAGAUCCUGUUGUAACUAGAUGGAAGAUGGAGGGUAAUAAAAAAGUUAUUAGUAAUACCACAAAUUUACCAAUUUUACAGUUCUGUGCUAUACAAAGACAUGAUUGUAAACAAUGGGCUAUACCUGGUGGUAUGGUAGACGCUGGGGAAAAGGUGAGUGAAACUGUACAACGAGAAUUUCGGGAAGAAGCUUUAAAUAGUUUACAAGUAUCCAAAGAACAAGCUGAGGCGGAUGAAAAGAUGAUAAGAAAUUUUUUCAAAAAUGGAGUUGUAAUUUAUGAGGGUUAUGUAGAUGAUCCAAGGAAUACUGAUAAUGCUUGGAUGGAAACAGUAGCUUAUAAUUUCCACGAUGAAGAUGGUUCUCAUGUUGGGAAAUUAAAUCUAACAGCAGGGGAUGAUGCACAAAACAUACAAUGGAUGGAUAUUGACCAAAACAUUGAUUUAUAUGCUAGUCAUUCAAAUUUCAUUAAAGCUGUUGUUGAAAGAUUGAAAAGUCAUUGGUGAAUUUUUCCUACCUAACUACAAAAAAUUUUUAAUAAACGUUUUAUACAAAAUAUAUUUUAUGUUUAAAUAAUUAUAUCUCAUUUAUUUUACUUAUUUGUUUUAUAAACUUAAUUUCAUGCUAGUGCAAUAUUCCCUACAAAAGUAUAGUGUGCAACACAUGUGGAAACUUUAAUAAUAUGAAAUGAUUUUUGCACUUGUAUCACAAUAUGUAUCAUUUAUGCUCCAGAAAUUGCAGGUGAGGUUUAUAUUUUUACUUAAUCCUUAACCACUAAGAACGGAGUUUUUUUGUUUUUAAAUAAUGAAUAAUCUUUGAUAGUUUUGAACUUUAUGAAUAUUUUAUGUUAUAAGAAAUACUAUGAUAAUGUUAAUACUAUGAUCACUAUUGAUUUGGAAAAUUGGUCUUCUUACAAUUUACACCAAAAUAAAAACAUUAAAUAAUUUAAUCAUAAUUUAUUACAAAUAUUUUAAUUCACAAAAUAUUAUUUAAAAUUAAUUUGAAUAAAAUUUAGGAUCCUCGGUAAGUGGUGUAUCCAUGGGGACUAAGUAGCAGUGGAAUAUGAUAACAAUCACGAAAUAAGUUUGCAUCAAAUAUAAUCUGUGAACAAAUAUGUCAUUUUGUUAACUUUGAAGAAAGUUUAUCAUAAUUAAUUUUUAUAACAAAUAUACUCAAUUCAUACUGUUGUAGAAACACACCUCUAAAAUAAAAUAUUUUUUAUCUUCUCAAACUGAACCUUGAAACUUAAGAGAAUUUCUCUCCAUUUAAAAAAAGUUUUUAAAAAAUCUUAUACAGUUUAAUAUUUUCUAAAUAAAAAAUAAAAGUAACAGAAUAACUAAUAUUUCUCAGGUAAUGAUCCUUUAUGUCAGCAAUUUGAAACCCAAAAGAAAUUUCAGGAAAUUUUAGAGUUUGUUCCAACCUGAUAAUCAAACAGUUCUUGGGAGCGUUUAUAGAUAUUUUCUGCACGAUCAACAAAGUAUUGAAAAGACUGCCCAGGAAACGAUCUUCGGCUACACAUGGUUCUGGUAAUGGUACUUGCUAUCAACCGAGUAUUGAAAAAGACCGUCCUGGAAACAGUUUACAAACGAUAUCUAAGUUAGUUGAAACAUGUAAUCUAUAUUAAGAAUCAUCACUGUACCUAGAACGGAUUUUGCUUACAAGCAAUAAUUAAUAUUGGUAGAGAAUCAAAUUUUAUCAUUCAUUCCUGUUUAGAACUUGAGAGAUAACAUGAUUCAUGACCACAAAAGUUAUUUUUCUAGCAUGUAAACGAGGUUUUACAUCUAAUACAUUUUGUUGUUACACUAUAGUGUCUCAAUUAUUGAUAUAUCCCACUCCUAUUUCAAUAGUGCCACAUCUCAAAAAAAAAAAAUUAAAAUUGACAUUAAGAUAUAUUU